CAGAUACUGUUAUGUCUCAGAGAGCUAUGCGGUUCUCACCUACCUGAUCACCUACGAUAGUUGUGGUUUCUUCUGGGCGAGUCAGUGCACCGACCGACAUCCGGUGUACAGACAGGCAUACCGGAGUAGUCGCCGAUGCUGUGAUGGCUGGCAGGGUUCUACUUGUAAUAGUCCAAUCUGUAGCCCGAGAUGUCGCAACGGUGGUACGUGUAUCAGGCCUAAUGUCUGUAGUUGUCGACCAGGCUACACCCCACCUUAUUGUGACCGUAUAUAUGCAUGCGCCAGCAAUCCGUGUAGGCAUGGGACUUGUCGGGAGUACCAUACUCGCUACACCUGCUCGUGUUAUAACGGCUGGCAAGGGACUACGUGUAAUAUACGUGUAAGCUGUGGGUAUCCUGGAUCUAUUGCCAACGGCCAUGUGAGCGGCAGCUAUCAGUAUGGCGAUUAUGUGUACUUCAGCUGCAACACGCACUACGUUCUUGUGGGGCAAAGCAAUGCUUACUGCCAGUCAAAUGGAGUAUGGUCGGCAUCAAAACCACAAUGCCUCUUCGGCAACACGUGCCAUAGCAAUCCUUGUCAAAAUGGGGGGACAUGCAUUAAUGGCAUCGAGCAGCACGAGUGUGACUGCAUGGAAGGAUGGUCGGGAGAAAGAUGUGAAACAGACAUAUCACCACCGCUUAUCGACUUUUGUCCACCUGGCCAAAAUAUAACGGCAGUUGAGAACCGAGAAACUGUGACCUGGCAACCCCCGAUCUUUAGUGACUUCAGGAACGAGACAGUCAAUGUAAUAUCGAACUAUGCCAACAACGAAGAGAUAUUUCCAUGGGGGCAGUACGUUAUCCAGUACACCGCGACCAAGCCUUCCAACGGCCUGAGAUCUUCUUGCGAGUUUACAAUAAGAGUGUAUCCUCACCCCUGCCCUGCACUGCCUCCCCCGGUCCAUGGAGCCAUAGCUUGUAACGGCUGGAUCACGAGGCUGGGCCGUGUGUGUAAGGCCUUCUGUCAGCAGGGAUGGACUGUGCCGAGGGGACUGGAGGACAAGCUGCAUCAGCUGUACGUGUGUGGGGCCCAUGGAUCAUGGCUUCCUGCAGCUACAGUACCGUGUUCAGAUCGAAGUUCAGAAGUUGACGAGGUCGCGGGUGAUUCUGGAUACUUCCCUGGCAACUGCACCAGUAUUGAUGCUAUAAAUAGUAUCCAACUUCAGUACCUAGCAGAGUUAGAGAAUUCUUCAUUCUCCAAAAUCUGCACGUCUUGGCGUGACCUGUGUUUGGAAGAUAAUGUAGAUGUUAUUUGCAGUGAAAACUGACCAAAUUGUCAGAUGUUAUAUGUCGUACGGCAUAUCGAUGAUCAUAGAUUAAUUACCAUUCAACGAAAUUUGUAAGUUCUUCCGACGCACCCCCCCCUCCCCCCACACGCAAGGCUCAAAGUGCCCACUUUUUAUCCAAAGCCCCAUGAUUUUUUUUAAAGGUGGGCUUAUUUGUAUCACCGCCGGGGCUGGAAUCCAAGAAAAAAAUGCUCUUUGUCAUUGCUAUUCCACCUUGUCAUUGAAUGGAGAGUUAUCUCUGAUUUUUCAUUUGAGAUCGUCUAAAAACGCAGGAAAUACCAUUUGAGAAGGUUCAAUUUUCACAAUUUUCCGGGAAA
This is a messenger RNA of Branchiostoma belcheri (Belcher's lancelet), 1641 nucleotides long. Its product is annotated as sushi repeat-containing protein SRPX2-like. The transcript has 9 exons. The record is from RefSeq and is a predicted model, not a curated record. Bases 629 to 1306 code for a protein of 225 amino acids. NCBI's taxonomy places the organism in Eukaryota, Metazoa, Chordata, Leptocardii, Amphioxiformes, Branchiostomatidae.